UGGAUGCUCAACACAAAAAGUAGUUUGUAAAAAAAAAAAAAAAAAAAAUCCCUUGUCAAAGUCAGGGUAUGAUGUCGCGUUGACGUGCUAGUCAGAACUAGGACACUCCGACUUGCUAACUGGUUGAACGUGUAUAACUAGAACCACUAGCAAGUCAGACAUGUCCGAGUUUCCUAGAUCCGACUGGCACGUCAACGCGUCAUUAGUCGAGAAACCUGCCUAUUUUCCUCGAAAGUACGUAAAUGUCCCGAUUACAAAACUAUACGAUAUUACAGAGAACAAGUUAAUUAUCUCACAUCUCGUAAAAAUAUCCAUAAUGUUGCACUUGUUGUUGACGGAAUUGAUACUAAUGUUGGGUUUUUGAGCUAGCGCCCAACGGACUCCCUGAAGGGAGAACUCGCCUUGUCCCAGAAUGCACCGCGGGACCCACUGACGACGCAUUGGCCGAGUUCAAUGGAGUUUCCCAUCUCCUCUAAAGUAUAUCUGUCAUAUCUGACACCUUUCCAUCUGUUGUGUGAGAGUGUGCAUGGUCAUGGUUAACCGGAUGGUAACGUCGGGUAACUCGGUAACUACAGACGCCACGGUAGCCCGCCCGUUCACAGUACAUACACAUAGGCGUUACUGGUCCUGUAGGUGUGCUAGGCUAGCUAUGUAGCUAUAAAUUAUCUGAUGGGAGCUGCAUUGCCACGAAACUUUAGUUUUGAUCGAUAACUGGUUAUGAGAGACUAGUAUAAUCACCCACAACACGUCUGCAGUAUGAAGCUAACACGGAAGUUGGUCCUGGCCAAAGCCAAGGCCUCGGAUCUGGACAGUGUGAAGAAACUCAACUGCUGGGGCUGCAACUUGACAGACAUCUCCAUAUUACCCAGAUACCCACAUCGAGGUCCUGACUCUCAGACGAUUGUGAACUCCAUCUUGUCCCUGUCAUCUCUGUCGGGCUGUGUGUGUCUGAGUGAGUUGUACCUCAGACGGAACCUCAUCCCUUCUCUCUCAGAGCUCUCCCAUCUCCGCCCCCUCACACGCCUACGAGUGCUCUGGUUGGCUGAGAACCCCUGCUGCGGAACAGACCCCAGCCAAUACCGUCUCAACGUGUUGCGAUGCCUGCCACGCCUACACAAACUGGACAACCAGGUGGUGACAGAGGAGGAGCUUACUUUCGCUCUAAACGAGGGAGAGGAGAUAACCACACCCCCUGCGGCCGCCCAGAAGCAGUUCUCGACCAGUGGCCAGCCAGAGAACGUCAGCUCCACCAAUGGACAGACAGAGACAGAAUCAGAGAACGACCCCCUCAACUACAGUAUGGAGGAGACCAAUAAGAUCCGGGAACAGUUGGGGAUGAAGCCUAUUCCUAGAGACAAGUUCUCCUCCCCAUCACCUCGACCUACAGCUAGGAAG
This is a messenger RNA of Salvelinus sp. IW2-2015, 1395 nucleotides long. The record is from RefSeq and is a predicted model, not a curated record. NCBI's taxonomy places the organism in Eukaryota, Metazoa, Chordata, Actinopteri, Salmoniformes, Salmonidae.